Molecule: messenger RNA, 1215 nt
Organism: Lycium ferocissimum
Lineage: Eukaryota; Viridiplantae; Streptophyta; Magnoliopsida; Solanales; Solanaceae
Product: BTB/POZ domain-containing protein At4g30940-like
Exons: 1
Coding region: 1-1215 (404 amino acids)
Biological process (GO): protein homooligomerization
Molecular function (GO): protein binding
Source: RefSeq, a predicted model, not a curated record
AUGGGAACUCCGAAAGACAAGGUGAAACUCAAUGUUGGUGGCAAAAUCUUCGAAACUACGGCCACAACCUUAGAAAUUGCUGGCAAAAAUUCACUCUUUGGAGCCAUGUUUGAUGAUAAUUGGAACCUGCAUUCUGAUUCAGCAGUCACUCAUGAACACUUCAUUGAUAGAGACCCUGAUUAUUUCGCCGUCCUUCUUAACCUACUCAGAACUGGGGAGCUUUAUAUUCCUCCGAAUAUCGAUAAAAAACUCCUAUACAGAGAGGCCGAUUAUUAUGGCAUUCUUGAUCAUGUCAGGUCAGCUGAGUGGGGUCCGUUUGACGGGAAUAGGGCUCGAUUGGCACGGUCCAUAACUGGCUGGCCAGCAGCGGAUGGUGAGGUUGCUGGGGCUAUUCGAACUAGCCCAAGUGGAUGGUGUUGUGUGCGUCAGGGUAGUGUGGUUCGCGUGUACGACUGGAUGCUAGACGAACACCCUAUAAUUCAUACUGGGAAUGAUAAGGUGAAUGAUGUUUGUUGGGUUGAUCUUGAAAAUAUUGCGAUAAGCUCUGAUGAAAAGCUAGCUAAUGGAGGCAUGGGGCUAUUCAAUGCAUCCACAGGGAAGUCGAGGUAUAAAUUUCAAGUUACAGAUAAAUUGAACGAUUUAGCUCCAUUUGCCACAGCAAGUACACUAGCUUUUGUCUCAGAUUACAAGUUGUUCUCGAGUUGUGAAAACACUGGCGGUGACCAUGGGAUUGGCGUUUGGGAUUUAGUCACGGGUAAGCUAAUAGAUUUCCUCCAUAGGCCGCGAUAUUGCAAGCAUGAAAAAGCUAUCCAGCUGCAAUGGUUACAUGGUACCAACUGUUUGAUGGCCCUUUAUUUGUAUCCAAAGAAUGAUAUCGUCUUGUUUGACUUUAGAGAAAACAAUAUCGUUUGGUCAUUGGCUAAUAAUCGCAACAAAGGGUACUUUUGUGCUAUUAUAGAUGCAAUAACGAUAGAGGAGAGUAGUUCGAUUUGUGCAGUAGAUUGGUACGUGGGUUUGGGUUUCAUGGAUUUGAGGAGUACUGAUGUGGGUGUUAAUUGGAGAACUACGAUUAGGCCUUCUUCUGUUGCAUGUUGUCCCAAAUUGGCAUUUCACGAGGGCCAAUUGUUUGCAUCAAUGGGAAAUAGAAUUGCAGUGUAUUUUGGUUCUGAUUGGCUUCUAACAUCACAGCUUCGACAUAGUCUUUCCAAUUCGUGA